GUAUAAUGAUUUUUUUUUAACCAGGAAUGUACUAUCAUACUAAAUUAAUGCCAUGUUGACAAAAAUAGGAGUAAUAAUGUUUUAUUUUUGGUGUGUAUAUUAAAGUCUUUUUUGGCUUGUCCAACUAGACUUCAUUGAUGUCUGUACACACCCAACACUCUCCUUCCUCCCCCAACGGUCAUAUUUCUCCGACAAUAUACAAACGGUCACUAAACCUUUAACUACUUUUCCACCGUUCGAUUCUGUAAAUCCAACGGCUUAGAAACAUCCUGAUUGCCUCGUGCAUUACUCACUCUGCCCCAAAAAAAAAACAAUUUAGUGUAAAAAGAAAAGUGACUUCAAUUCUCGAAGACCCAACAAGAAAACAAACUGAAAAAGUUGGUGAGAAGUAUGGUAUUAGUAGAACAACCCUGUAUACUACCACAUUCUGUAGAGUGUUAGAGAGAGAGAGAGAGAGAGAGAACCAAAAGUGAGUGAGAGUGAGAGAGAGAAACCAGAUAGAGAGAGAGAGAGAGAGAGGGACAACAAGAAAGAAAAGGAUUAUAGCAGUCACAGUAAUCUCUGAGUGAAGUUCUGAUCUGGGUUUUGUGUGUUUGGGUUUCUUGAUCUGGGAAAUUUGGCAAACCGGGAUGGAAAACCGGAAUGGAGAACCGGGUCUACAAAGUCUGUUCAUCAACGGAGGAGAUCAUCUUCUUCAACAACAGCUUCCUCUGUUCAUGAUGAUGUGAUUUUCGUUGGUCAUCAUUAUCAUCAACAUUUUAGAUUUUGUUUGUUAAAAAAAACUUGAAGGAAUCCGAUGAUUGUGUGUUUAUGGUAGAUUGAUUUGAUUAAGUUUUAUAGAUUAGUUCUAUUCUUUCAUUCUUUUAUUUGAUUAUAUAUUUUAUUUGGGGGAGGGGGUUCAUUUCAUUUUCUAUUUAUUUGCAUAUUAAGUCACAAAAAAUCAUUCAUAUAGGAUUUUCACUUUGAUUUCUUUCUAUUUUGAUUUUUUUUUUCCCAUCGGAUUCCAUUUUUUUUAAUCAAUUGUUGUUUGUGCAAACAGACACUUAGACCAUAUCACUCACAUAGAUUAAUUUGGGGGUGGGUAGAUAUUUUUUGUAGAGGAUGUUGGCAGGUUGUUCAAGUUCAUCAUUGUUGUCACCGACCAGAAGAUUAAGGAGUGAAGCAGCAGCAGCAACAUCAUCAGCCGUAUCAGUACAUUUUCCCAUGAACACACAAAGAUUGGACUUACCCUGCAGCAGUAGUAACUUCCCCCGCAAGGAAACACCUUCCAGCCGACCACUUGGACGCAGCAUCUCACUCGACAACAUCAACAGCAACAACAACAACAACAACAAAACUGGUGGAUGUUCGCUUAAGCAGAGCAUAAAGCUUCCACCUUUGGCAACUACAAGAGGAAAUGCAGAUGGGUUUUCAUGGAACAACGACAACAACAACAACAGAGAGAAGAAGAGUUUGAAGAGAUUGGCUGAAGACAAGGAGGACGAGUCUUGUCUGAGCAGAGUGAAGAGGCAAAGAGGUGAUAAUGAUGAAAAGUUGAUCUCUACUCAGCCUUUACGGGGUCAUCCACACUGGGUUAACUCGGUUAUCACCGAGUUAGCUGGUUUAGGCGAUAAGGACAUCGAGAGUAACCGUCCUGCUUCAGGAUCAUCAACAAGCGCAUCAGCAGAGAGUCAUAGCUUCAGACACAGAGUACCAGAACCCACAAACGGUUCAAGGCAUCCGUAUACACAACACGGAGGCAGCGCAGAGAGAAGGACCAUUGAGAACAUCAACAACAACAACAACAACAAUCACAGGAACGACACACAGAGAGAUUUGGAGCUUGUGAAUCUCCUUACGGGAUGCUUAGAAGCGAUCAGAACAAGAAACAUAGCAGCGAUCAACCAUUUCAUCGCAAGAAGCGGUGAACUUGCUUCUCCUAGAGGAACAACACCAAUGACUCGUCUCAUAGCUUACUACACCGAAGCUCUAGCUCUAAGAGUGGCUCGCAUGUGGCCUCACAUCUUCCACAUCACACCGCCUCGUGACUUCGAGGACGAGUCAGCAAACGCGUUGAGGUUCUUGAACCAAGUGACACCAAUCCCAAAGUUCAUUCACUACACAGCGAACUCGAUGCUACUCAGAGCGUUCGAAGGGAAAGAGAGAGUUCACAUCAUCGACUUCGACAUCAAGCAAGGCUUACAAUGGCCCAGCUUCUUCCAAAGCCUAGCUUCAAGGCCCAAUCCACCACGACACGUGCGCAUCACAGGCGUUGGAGAAUCCAAACACGAGCUCAACGAGACGGGAGACCGUCUCCACGGCUUCGCGGAGGCGAUGCAUCUCCAGUUCCAGUUCCAUCCCGUGGUGGAUAGGCUCGAGGACGUUAGGCUGUGGAUGCUUCACGUCAAGGAAGGCGAAGCCGUCGCCGUGAACUGCGUUUCGCAGAUGCACAAGACGCUUUACGACGGGACAGGAGCUGCGGUUAGAGACUUUGUGGGUUUGGUCAGAAGCACCAACCCUGUAGCUGUCGUUAUUGCAGAACAGGAAGCGGAACACAACUCCGUGCAGCUCGAGACGAGAGUGUUUAACUCGCUAAAGUACUAUUCCGCGGUUUUUGACGUGAUGCACAAGCGUCUCGGUGCGGAUAGCUUGAUGAGGGUUAAGAUCGAGGAGGUUUUGUUCGGGAGAGAGAUCAGGAACAUUGUGGCGUGCGAAGGAAGUCAUCGGCAGGAGAGGCAUGUGGGUUUUGGGCAGUGGAGGAGGAUGCUGGAGCAGUUAGGGUUUCGGAGUCUUGGAGUUUCGGAGAGAGAGGUUUUGCAGAGCAAGAUGCUGCUUAGGAUGUAUGGAGAUGGCGAUGAGGAGUUCUUUAAUGUAGAGAGGAGCGAUGAAGAUGGAGGAGGAGUCACGUUGCGGUGGUUGGAUCAGCCGCUUUACACGGUCUCGGCUUGGAGUGUCGGAGGGAGUUCUUAGGGAUUUGGAUGAAUAUUAUACAUUUAGGGAUUUGGAGUCUAUAGAGAAAUGGGUAUAAGUUUUUUUUUUUUAAAGAAAAUUGGUUUUAUUCUUUUAUUCUUUUUCUUGGGGUGGGAAAUUUUUAUAAAUGAAGGCUUAGAAGAAAUAUUUGUAUUGGUUUGGAUCUUAUAUUCUUUUCUUUUUUUUUUUGUCAUCCAUCUUAUAUCCUUUUAUGAAUAAAAAAAUGAAGUAAUUUUAUA
This is a messenger RNA of Brassica napus (rape), 3188 nucleotides long. Its product is annotated as scarecrow-like protein 28. Gene Ontology annotation, molecular function: DNA-binding transcription factor activity; sequence-specific DNA binding. Lineage: Eukaryota; Viridiplantae; Streptophyta; Magnoliopsida; Brassicales; Brassicaceae. Gene Ontology annotation, biological process: regulation of DNA-templated transcription. Gene Ontology annotation, cellular component: nucleus. Bases 1102 to 2949 code for a protein of 615 amino acids. The transcript is spliced from 2 exons. The record is from RefSeq and is a predicted model, not a curated record.